AUGUCAAGAACCAACAUUAGUUCCGGGUCCAAGUUCGAGGCCGAGAUUGCCUACUCGCGAGCAGUUGUGACGGGUGACUGGAUCCUCGUCUCCGGCACCACUGGUUACAACUACGAUACGGGCGUCAUUUCGAGCGAUGUUGCCGAGCAGACAGCGCAAACACUGCGCACAUUGCGUCGGCACUGGCCCAGGCCGGGAGCGUCCAUGGCCGACGUUGUCCGCGUCCAGUAUACCCUGCCAGACCGCGACGACUUCCCCAAGACGUGGCCCGUGCUGCGUGAGUGGUUUGGCGAGGUGAGGCCUGCGGCAACGAUGGUGCAGGCCGGCCUCAUGAAGGACGAGAUGAAGAUUGAGAUUGAGGUCACGGCGAGGCGAACUGGGACGAGUGUUUUGCCGGAGCGUAGGAAUGUGCCAGACUUUGUGUGA
This is a messenger RNA of Verticillium alfalfae VaMs.102, 426 nucleotides long. Its product is annotated as endoribonuclease L-PSP. The transcript is spliced from 2 exons. The record is from RefSeq and is a predicted model, not a curated record. Bases 1 to 426 code for a protein of 141 amino acids. Lineage: Eukaryota; Fungi; Ascomycota; Sordariomycetes; Glomerellales; Plectosphaerellaceae.